AUGCUGCGGGCGGUCGAAGAUGGUGCCAACGCUAUACCAGGACGUUCCACCAGUCCCCCGAAUAGCGCCCCCCUCUCCAAACGAGACAAACGGCGCAGUGCGCUCCAGGAGCGGCUCCAUGAUCUGACGGCUUCAUUUAGUCAGAAUAGGGAUACCCAGUUUCGCCAGCAACUGCACGCCCUGCAGUGUGACAUGACUCUGAUCAAUAAUGCUGACUUGUACUCGCCCGGGCCGCUUCCUGACUCCGCGGACGAGAUCGCUCAGUUGAUCGAGAACACGGUGGGCGGGGGCAAGUUUGCUAAAGAGAUGGCUAGUUUAGCGGGAAUGUGGUAUUCUCGCUUUGUACAGGAGAUUAAUCAAGUGAAGGCAGAUAAAGAUGCGGAUUUGGCUAUGUUGGUGCACCGACAUACCAAUAAUAUGGAAAGAUUCACUCGUGAAUAUGCAUUCCGGGAACAUUUUGCAAAAGAAGAAUAUAAAAACCUGUCCUCCACCCUUCGCGAACGGCUCGUGCAAACCAUCUCAGGUAAAAGAGCUCGUCUGAUGCGAGAAAAGGAGCAAUUGGAUAUUGCGGACACCAACGCUCUUCUUCUGCAUCCCAACCAAUUCAGCAUAACCAACCCCGCCAGUCCAGGUGGCAUCCACGGUAACCGGAAGACCAGACACACGCGCCACCGCGUUGACCUGGAUGAAUUGGGCAAUGGGAUUAUGUCCGAGUUCAACAAGAGAAAGCGCAAGGCCCCAGAGGAUGACGUUGGAUCCCCUGUGCGCGAAGGAGGCCUUUCUGUGCCAGCGGAGCGCGCCAAGGCGCAGCUCGCACAGCAGCAACAUGCACCGUCAUAUUCGAUCCACUCUCUAUUCACUGAAAAAGAGCUCAGUGCUCAUGCGAACCAAGCCCACGUUGCCACCGUCCAUUUCUUCUCGACGUCCAAGCGUGGUGACCAACCUUCGGGCACGGCGACGAACGGCAAUAACACGGACACAGAGGAUGCGUCCGGGGUGGACGGCACCGGUGCGGAGGACAGUGGCACGCCGGGGACCGACAUGGCUCGCACAGCCAGUCAGAACUUCCACGCGACGCGGUCGACUCGCACGCAUGGCAACCAUGCUCUCAAUGCCCUUGCGGAGUUGUCAGACAAGCCGGCGGUGCGCCCGAAUCUUCCUUAUAAUAUCCUUGCCAACUACCAUGCGCGACCCAGCAACAACGGGGCGCCUCCACUACCGCCGCUAAUGAACGAAGAGGUGGACGAUGACUGGGCUCGUUUGGACCGUCUGAACGCCAAGCCAGCGAGCUACUUCGACAAGAAUCUGGUGCAACUGCUCGUGGAGCCGGUUCCGGCGCGGGUGGACGGAGUUCCAUCGAACCCGAGCCGAUUCAGCUUACUGCAUCCUGAUUUCCCGAUCGAGAUGGGCAUGCAUUUGUAUCCGACCAGGGGCAGUGAAGAUAACUAUGGUCAAGAACGGACGAAAAAGGCGCGGACGUAG
Messenger RNA from Aspergillus tanneri, 1482 nucleotides. Its product is annotated as Sds3 domain-containing protein. Gene Ontology annotation, biological process: negative regulation of transcription by RNA polymerase II. Gene Ontology annotation, cellular component: Sin3-type complex. Lineage: Eukaryota; Fungi; Ascomycota; Eurotiomycetes; Eurotiales; Aspergillaceae. The record is from RefSeq and is a predicted model, not a curated record. Gene Ontology annotation, molecular function: histone deacetylase binding. The transcript has 3 exons. Bases 1 to 1482 code for a protein of 493 amino acids.